AUGACUGAUUUAGGGGCCCUUCACCAUUUUCUAGGUAUCACGGCCACACGUGAUCAGCAUGGUUUGUUCUUGUCGCAAGCAUCUUAUACUCGUGACAUUCUUUGGAGAGCUUCUAUAGCUUCUUGCAAGCCUUGCACUACCCUGGUAGACACUUCCACUAAACUCAGUGCCACGGAUGGUGAACUUUUUGCUGAUGGCACUUUAUACAGGACUCUUGCUGGAGCUCUACAAUACUUAACGUUACUCGCCCGGGUCACCGUUGAUUAUGGUCUUCAGUUGGUUGCUUCCCAUUCACACACUUUGACUGCUUACUCUGAUAUGCUGCCUGGUGUAGAUGCCCCGAAUCUCGCAGAUCUACCCCCGACUAUUAUGUAUUCCUUCUAG
Messenger RNA from Lactuca sativa (garden lettuce), 384 nucleotides. The record is from RefSeq and is a predicted model, not a curated record. Lineage: Eukaryota; Viridiplantae; Streptophyta; Magnoliopsida; Asterales; Asteraceae.